This is a messenger RNA of Moesziomyces antarcticus, 312 nucleotides long. Its product is annotated as 50S ribosomal protein L36. Bases 1 to 312 code for a protein of 103 amino acids. Lineage: Eukaryota; Fungi; Basidiomycota; Ustilaginomycetes; Ustilaginales; Ustilaginaceae. The record is from RefSeq and is a predicted model, not a curated record. Gene Ontology annotation, cellular component: ribosome. The transcript has 2 exons. Gene Ontology annotation, molecular function: structural constituent of ribosome. Gene Ontology annotation, biological process: translation.
AUGUUGCAAGCAGCACUGCGCGUUGUGUCGAAGCCGUUGCGCACGGCCGUGACCGCACAGGUACAGGUGCGAUGCUGCUCCUCUGCCACCUCGGCCGCCAUGCUCAAGGCCGCCAUGACCACAGCCGCCCGUCCCGCAGCACCAGCCCUCCAGCAGUCGGCAGCGCUCGCAUCGACAGCAGCUCAGCAGCGUGGAAUGAAGGUGCGCUCGUCCGUCAAGAAGUUCUGCGACGGCUGCUCCGUCGUCCGCCGCAAAGGCAGGCUCUACGUCAUCUGCUCCAAGGACCCCAAGCACAAGCAGCGCCAGGGAUAG